AGAAACGGAGAUAGUGAGCAUUAUGUGGGCUGACAUUUGGGAGCAGGACUCGCAUUAACGGACACAUCCACAAAUACAGUUAACUUUAAGGACAACAUAUUUCUUCUUCAGAGGUUUGUUUCCUACUUUAAGCCUCGUGCUUGGAUCAUUGUGGAUAAUAUUUUCGUGUUUUUCUCGCCAUGGCAUUUGGAUUGCGACGCUACGCACGGUGCGUAAAAUGGCGCUUUGGCUGCGAACGGAGCUGUCAGCUUCUGUUCUUCCUUUUUUGUCUCAACGAUAUUGUCAGUGGUCAUAUCCGCUAUUCAAUCCCAGAGGAGAUGAAGAGGGGCUCUCUUAUCGGCAAUGUAGCCCAGGAUCUUGGUUUGGAUCUGAAAAGGCUUCGCUCUGGUCGGGCCCGUAUCAUAACUGGAGAAAACAACCAGUACACCGAGCUGAAAGCAGACAAAGGGAUUCUGGUCGUGAAUGAGAGAAUAGACCGGGAGCAGCUUUGCGGAGAUGUGACACCGUGUAGUUUCAGCUUUGAGAUAAUUCUAGAAAACCCUAUGGAGCUACAUCCUGUGAAAAUACUGAUCCAGGACCAGAACGACAACCCCCCUCAGGUUCUGUACCCAGUCCAGACUGGUGGCUCUAUGGUGGCUGAAAUGGUGCCUCGUUCAGCAGAUGUGGGCUAUCUGGUCACUAAAGUGGUGGCUGUGGAUGUGGACUCUGGACAGAAUGCCUGGCUCUCCUACAAACUGCAGAAAGCCACAGACAGGGCGCUGUUUGAAGUGGGCUCACAGAAUGGAGAAAUAAGAACUAUCCGCCAAGUCACUGAUAAAGACGCAGUGAAACAAAGACUGAGUGUUAUAGUGGAGGACAACGGGCAGCCCUCUCGUUCAGCUACAGUCGUUGUUAACGUGGCGGUGGCGGACAGCUUCCCUGAAGUGCUGUCGGAGUUCACUGACUUUACGCACGACAAGGAGUACAACGACAACCUGACUUUUUACUUAGUGUUGGCUCUGGCUGUAGUUUCCUUCCUCUUCAUCACGUGUGUAGUGGUUAUUAUCUCAGUGAAAAUCUACAGGUGGAGACAGUCUCGCAUCCUGUAUCACUCCAACCUCCCUGUGAUUCCAUAUUAUCCACCACGUUACUCAGACACUUUGGGGACAGGGACUCUCCAACACGUGUACAAUUACGAGGUGUGCAGGACGACUGACUCCAGAAAGAGUGACUGUAAGUUCAGCGGAGCUGGUAGUCAGAACGUGCUGAUAAUGGACCCCAGUUCGACAGGGACGAUGCAGCGGAUACAGAAUGAAAAGAGCAUCCUGGAUGAACCAGACUCUCCUCUGGAGCAGUUCAGUUACGUCCCUUGUAGGAUCACACUGUAG
This is a messenger RNA of Pleuronectes platessa (European plaice), 1367 nucleotides long. RefSeq names its product protocadherin gamma-A10. The coding region runs from base 180 to 1367 and encodes 395 amino acids. The transcript has 3 exons. Gene Ontology annotation, cellular component: plasma membrane. The record is from RefSeq and is a predicted model, not a curated record. NCBI's taxonomy places the organism in Eukaryota, Metazoa, Chordata, Actinopteri, Pleuronectiformes, Pleuronectidae. Gene Ontology annotation, molecular function: calcium ion binding. Gene Ontology annotation, biological process: homophilic cell-cell adhesion.